CUUGCUAACCUGGCUCGUUAGCCAACCUAGCUAUCAGUGCCACCAAGUCAACGCAUACUGUUAAUGCUCUAAUGAUACUUGUCCAGUUGACCUGAAUGCGCUGCUUGUCCCUGUGAUGCCGUGUUUAUCUGCCGGAUGUUAGUACUUUAACCGGAUUAACUAGUUAUCGCCAGCUAGUAAGCUAACAAUGGCAUUGUGAUGUUGGAAAUUAUUACUAUGGUCAAGGGCAUCCCAUGAAGCCCCACCGAAUCCGCAUGACACACAACCUGUUGCUCAACUAUGGCCUCUACAGAAAGAUGGAGAUAUAUCGUCCACACAAAGCCAGUGGAGAGGAGAUGACCAAGUAUCAUAGUGACGAUUACAUCAAAUUCCUGCGUUCAAUCCGACCAGACAACAUGUCAGAGUACAGCAAGCAAAUGCAGAGAUUUAAUGUGGGAGAGGACUGUCCAGUGUUUGACGGUUUGUUUGAGUUCUGCCAGCUCUCAGCGGGGGGCUCUGUUGCCGGUGCUGUGAAGUUGAACAAACAGCAGACGGACAUCGCCAUCAACUGGGCUGGGGGUCUGCAUCACGCCAAGAAGUCUGAGGCCUCUGGGUUUUGUUACGUCAACGACAUUGUUCUGGCUAUUCUAGAGUUACUGAAAUACCACCAGAGAGUUUUGUACAUAGAUAUUGACAUCCAUCAUGGAGAUGGUGUGGAGGAGGCCUUUUACACCACAGACCGUGUUAUGACUGUGUCUUUCCACAAGUACGGAGAGUACUUCCCUGGCACAGGUGACCUAAGGGACAUUGGGGCUGGGAAGGGUAAAUAUUAUGCUGUGAAUUAUCCACUGAGGGACGGGAUUGACGAUGAGUCUUAUGAAGCCAUAUUCAAACCUAUCAUGGCUAAAGUGAUGGAGAUGUACCAACCUAGCGCAGUGGUUCUGCAGUGUGGAGCUGAUUCUCUGUCAGGAGACCGGCUCGGCUGCUUCAACCUCACCAUUAAAGGCCACGCCAAGUGUGUGGAGUACAUAAAAGGCUUCAACCUGCCACUGCUAAUGCUGGGUGGAGGAGGCUACACCAUCCGCAACGUGGCACGCUGCUGGACGUAUGAAACUGCUGUAGCCCUAGAUUCCUCCAUCCCUAAUGAGCUCCCGUACAACGACUACUUUGAGUACUUUGGCCCAGACUUCAAACUACACAUCAGCCCCUCCAACAUGACCAAUCAGAACACCACUGACUACCUGGAGAAGAUCAAGCAACGUUUGUUUGAAAACUUGCGCAUGCUGCCUCAUGCCCCGGGAGUUCAGAUGCAGGCCAUUCCAGAGGACACUGUGCAGGAGGACAGCGGAGACGAGGAGGAGGAUGACCCCAACAAACGUAUCUCCAUCCGUGCUCAUGACAAGAGAAUAGCAUGCGAAGAGGAGUUCUCGGACUCCGAGGAUGAGGGUGAAGGAGGCCGCAGAAAUGCAGCCAGCUUCAAGAAGGCCAAGCGAGCCAAAACCGAAGGAGACAAAGAGGGAGAAGAAAAAGAGAAGAAAGAAGUAAAAGAAGAAGAUAAGGUACCAGAGGAAGAGAAAAUGGACACAUCAAAGCCAAAAGAGGAGUCCAAGACACCUUGAGGUCCCCAGCACCCAAUGAUGCCACUGCAGCUGAUCAUAAAUCCUAAAGCAAGAUUUCUAUUUUUAUUUUAUUUUUAUUUUUUUGAUCAAACAGCUCUUGAGGCUGCUGCUGUGCAAAUCAGUGAAGGACUAUACAUUUGUAAUGAGACAUCCUCUUCCUCAGAAUAAGACAAUGGUCUAAACUUCUUGUUGUUGGACACCUUUCCAACCUUGCUGUUUUUGGCCUGGAAGCCAAACUGUUUCAAGUCUCAUUUUGGUCCUGAAUAUUUUUAAGCUAUGCCACUUGCUUUUCCUGUGUGAAACAGUUCUGUAAAAAUGGUUUGGUACACAUGUAUGCUUUUAUAUACAUCUGGAUUUAAUUUAUUUAAAUCAUAGAUAUUUUGGCUACUCUGUCUUUCAGUCCUACUUUUGUCCUGUGCCUUUGUAGUUGAAGCAUGUUGUAGAGUAAUGCAAUUCUGUAAUGCAAUUGUGUCGCUGGUCGUGCCUGCUACGGUCACCGAGAGUGGCUAAGAGAGUUGUCUUGACCUAUAUCACUCGUACCUGGCACAGUGUAAAUAAAUUACAUUCUUUAUAUCAUAGGUUAUUAUAGUACAUGUCUUUUUCCUUUACUAUCACAAUGUUAAAUUUGUGUCCUCCUCCCUCGCAGUAUUGAAAUUGUCCUGUCACAACUGCUGGUGUCAGGCUUAAACUCCACUAAAAUGUUAAUGCCCGAUGUGCUGUGUAGUACGUUGGACAUUAGGUGAAGAUAAAUGCCAGAAUUCAGUCAGUUGGUCUGUAUAUUUGUAUUCUAAAAACCCAAGUAAAAGUGUUUCACAAGAGGUCACUGACCCCAGGUGUGUCUU
This is a messenger RNA of Monopterus albus (swamp eel), 2440 nucleotides long. RefSeq names its product probable histone deacetylase 1-B. The coding region runs from base 234 to 1598 and encodes 454 amino acids. The record is from RefSeq and is a predicted model, not a curated record. NCBI's taxonomy places the organism in Eukaryota, Metazoa, Chordata, Actinopteri, Synbranchiformes, Synbranchidae. Gene Ontology annotation, biological process: heterochromatin formation. The transcript is spliced from 14 exons. Gene Ontology annotation, cellular component: NuRD complex. Gene Ontology annotation, molecular function: histone deacetylase activity.